Messenger RNA from Chironomus riparius, 1238 nucleotides. The record is from the annotation of a GenBank genome assembly. NCBI's taxonomy places the organism in Eukaryota, Metazoa, Arthropoda, Insecta, Diptera, Chironomidae.
AAGGAACGGAAUUUAUUGAAAAUUUCCAUAUCAAAUUUCAAGUGUUCAAAAAAAAAAAUAAAAAAAUAAAAAAAGUAGUUUCAAUGUCAAUAGCAUUGCAUUAUAGUUUUCGAAAGAUUGAUUAUGAGACGUUUUGUGAUGACAAUGAGAUACCAAAGGAAUCAGUUGAGCAAGUUUAUCUUAAAGCAUGUGAUUUAAUAAAGUUUCCAGAUUGGCUUAUGCGAUUAAAGAAUUUAACGCACAUUAAUAUCUCGUGUAAUGCCUUAGAAUUCGUUCCUGUUGAUAUCAAUACGCUCGAAAAUUUAAAUUAUCUCGAUUUGUCUGAUAAUCAAUUAAUGGAACUUCCGCCCACCUUCUUUGAGUUAGUACAAUUAAAAUAUUUAGAUUUAUCGGGGAAUUAUCUCGAUUGUAUAGUCCCAGCCAUAAAGAAUUUAAAGAAUCUCGAACUGCUGAACUUUGAUCGAAAUUUUCUAAUGGAAAUACCGCAAGAGCUCACUCAAUGUACGAAGAUUUUUCAACUCUCGUUUGACGAAUGCUCGCGACUAUUUACACUCCCAAAAAAUUUAUUUACAAUGCCAAUGCUCGUGAGUGCAUCCUUUAGGGGAUGUAACUUAAUAACAAUACCCGCAGUUGUUGCCUCAAAUUUAUGUCAUUUGUCACUGUACGGGAAUCAACUGUUAAACUGUGUUCCACAUGAUAUAUUCAUUAAGUUCAUACCAGUCACCACAAGUGCGUCAGAUUUUUACAUGAUCGAUGAGGAUAACUUGAAUAAUCUACACGAAGCAAGAACGGAUUUCAUCACAAAUAGCUCAAAUUCAAUAAAUCACAUCACAUUACCCAAUGGAAUCAUCGCAAAUUUACCUCAAGACCUCACCAAAUUGUUCUAUAAUCACUCAUCACACAGUCUAGUGUCGUUAAAGGAAUUAUGUAUGAGGAAAAUCAUGACAAAUUCUCAACUUAAAAACGACCUCGAAUACCUUCCGUAUAAUUUAAGGAACAUAAUAGCACAUCCAACUGCAAUUUGCCAGUGUCGAUCUUUAAUUUUUGCCGAAGCACAUUCUAUAUUUUUUUACGAGAAAAUCAACCGAAAUCCAUUUUUAAGCAUCGUCAAGUUUUUCUGCUCUUCCAAUUGUUUAACCAUUUUUUGUGAAGAAAAUAAAAAGAAAAUUGCUGUAAUUGCUUAAGACAAACAAACCUUACUGCUUUUAAUAAUUUUUACAUUUUUCUAUGUUAUGGUC